Messenger RNA from Ornithodoros turicata, 1410 nucleotides. Its product is annotated as ubiquitin carboxyl-terminal hydrolase 8-like. Gene Ontology annotation, molecular function: cysteine-type deubiquitinase activity. The record is from RefSeq and is a predicted model, not a curated record. Lineage: Eukaryota; Metazoa; Arthropoda; Arachnida; Ixodida; Argasidae. The coding region runs from base 113 to 1303 and encodes 396 amino acids. Gene Ontology annotation, biological process: protein deubiquitination. The transcript has a single exon.
UCGGCGCGCUCGAGCCAAGAAGCUGAGCCUUCGGACAGUGUGGCUCCAAGUUCCCCGACCCGAUGCGGCCCGUUGAUCCCCGUGAGGGGUUCGCCCCAAUCAUGAAGACGUGAUGCUGUCAAAGCUGCAGCGAAGGAUAACAUUCGCGCCUGUACAGAUGGACGACGGAGAGCCGCCGGGCAUGGUGAAUCGUGGUCGUAACCUGUGCUUUGCCAUUUCAUCAUUGCAAUGCAUCUUUCGCACACCAGAAAUGGGCUACCUCAUGGAAGACUGGCUUACCAAUAGCACCCUCCUGAUGAGUAACAGUGAAGAAGAUUUUCUCUUGUCUUUCCUAAACCUUAUGCGCGAGUGCCUGAAUCGUAACCUUCGUCCCACAACACAGGAGACGUUCAUACGGCUCUGUCGUACAUUCAUGCCUCAACUGGUUGCUGCCCCAUCGAGUCCUCAGGAGCAACAAGACGCCGCUGAAUUUACGAUGACAUUACUGAAUAUCUUGCACAAGAUCCUCAACAGUCGCCGGAAAAAAAAUAAAUCCAACCCCGAAUGCGGCGCUUCGUCUGAACGCAACUCGGAGCAUCUGACCGUGUCCAUUGCUCACCUGACCAGGCGACUUCUCGACUACAUUCUUCAGGUGGCGUACAAAGGCUGGGAAGUGUACGAGAGUUACAACGACUCUCCCAUCGUGCAUCUGUUCACGGGUCAGACGGCGGACGUCCAUCAGUGCACAACUUGUCUGAAGACCAGCAUCAGGACUCAGAUCUUCAACAUUCUCCCCAUCAGCAUACUUCAGGUACAGCGUGCUGGAAGCAAUGUACCAAUUCGGUUGUUCGAUCUCCUAGCUAGCUUCAGCGAAGCGGGAAGAAUGGAUAGCCGGAACUCGAGAAGCGAACUGGAACUUCAAGCUGGUCCCAUCUGCAACAUGCCGGAGCACACGAGCUGGCUUAAUCGCACUAUCUUAUCACAGACGCCGACAUCGGUUGUUUUGCAACUGUUGAGGUUCCAGUUCGAUAGUAGCACCGGAGAAGCGCACAAGAUAAAACAUUCUGUUCACGUACCGUGUAAUAUGUGUCUGCCAAACGGGUCGGGGACUUGGCCGCAGUACCAGUUGUAUGCCGUUGUGGUACACGUCGGUGCGAGGUCAACGCAGGACGGUCAUUAUAUAGCGUACGCCGAAGAGCGUCUCAGAGGAAAAUGGUUCAAGUUCGAUGACGAAGUGGUUUCGGUAGUGCCUGAUAUGGAAGGUGAACUCAGAACACCUUUCCUCAUGGAGAAUGCUUACCUGUUGUUCUACAGAAAGACAUAGACCAGUACAUGGGUAACAUGCCCUCAUGUGUGCAUCUACAAAUUACAGCUAGGAACAUGUUGGCGUAUCUGUACAUAAUUACAAUAUUAAAUAUUGCGUGUGACGUA